Messenger RNA from Bipolaris oryzae ATCC 44560, 1680 nucleotides. RefSeq lists its product as uncharacterized. Gene Ontology annotation, biological process: amino acid transmembrane transport. The record is from RefSeq and is a predicted model, not a curated record. NCBI's taxonomy places the organism in Eukaryota, Fungi, Ascomycota, Dothideomycetes, Pleosporales, Pleosporaceae. The transcript is spliced from 6 exons. Gene Ontology annotation, cellular component: membrane. Bases 1 to 1680 code for a protein of 559 amino acids. Gene Ontology annotation, molecular function: amino acid transmembrane transporter activity.
AUGACUUCUACCGGCAGAGGCUUUGAGCCUGCCACUUCGUACGAGCCCAAAAAGCAGGGCUACCAUGUCGAUGAAGAGAACAACAACUACGAUCCUCGCCCCAGUAGCGUGGGGUCAAUGAGAGCCGUUAGCGACAACACCCAUCGCAAGCUCAAAAGCAGACACAUUCAGCUCAUAGGCAUCGGUGGAACCAUUGGCACUGCCCUCUAUGUCCAAAUUGGUCGAGGCCUCAUGAAUGGAGGGCCUGCGUCCCUAUUCAUCGCAUUUUCGUUGUGGUGUACCGUCAUUUUGGCUGUGACGCUUAGCAUUGCCGAAAUGGUUACUUACCUCCCAAUAUCUUCACCAUUCAUUCGCUUCGCUGGACGCUACGUGGACGACGCCUUCGGCUUCGCAGCUGGAUGGAAUUUCUUCGUCUUCGAAGCAGCCCUGGUGCCCUUUGAAAUUGUGGCUUGCAACGUCAUUAUCGGCUUUUGGAGCAACGCCGUGCCCACUGGUGCCAUCAUCGCAAUCGUUCUUGUGCUCUAUGCUGUCAUCAACAUGAUGGCUGUAAAAUGGUAUGGAGAAACCGAGUUCUACGCUGCAGUUGGAAAAGUCCUUCUCAUCAUCGGUCUCCUCAUCUUCACCUUCAUCUCCAUGUUAGGCGGAAACCCGGAAAAAGACCGUUACGGCUUCCGCUACUGGAAGAACCCCGGAAGUUUCACAGAGCUCUAUUACGAUGGCGAACUAGGUAGAUUCCUCGGUUUCCUCCAAUGCCUAAUCCAGGCCUCCUUCACCAUCGCCGGACCCGACUACGUCUCCAUGGCCGCCGGCGAAACCGAAAACCCGCGCAAAGUCAUGCCGCGCGCCUACAACGCUGUCUUCUACCGCCUAACCACCUUCUUCGUGCUCGGCUCCCUCGCCGUAGGCAUAAACGUGCCCUACAACGACCCGGAACUCAUCAGCGCCUUCAAACUAGGUAAACCCGGUGCAGCAGCCUCGCCCUACGUCAUUGCAAUGAACAGACUCCGCAUCGAAGGCCUCCCCCACGUCGUCAACGCCGGCGUCCUCGCCUCCGCCUUUUCCGCAGGAAAUUCCUACGUCUACUGCGCUUCGCGCUCGCUCUUUGGUCUCGCGCUCGAGGGCAAAGCACCCAAGAUCCUGACGAAGUGCACAAAGCAAGGUGUGCCCUUCUACUGUGUCUUCAUCGUCUUGCUCAUCUCGCUGCUUUCCUUCCUUCAGCUGAGCGAGAACUCGGCUGUCGUACUGAACUGGUUCGUUAGCUUGGUGACGGCGUCGCAGCUCAUCAAUUUCAGCGUCAUGUGCUUUACAUUCUUGCGCUUCUACAAGGCGUGUCAUGUUCAGGGGCUCGAUCGCGAUACCUUACCCUACAAGGGCAUUCUGCAACCGUAUGCGGCGUGGUAUGGGCUUGUGUGCACGUUUAUCAUGACGUUUGUGGGGGGUUACACCGUGUUUUUGAAGGGCAUGUGGGAUGUGCCUUCGUUCUUGUUUUCGUAUCUGAUGGUCUUUAUUUUCCCUGUUCUUGUCAUCGGAUGGAAGAUUUUUAAGAAGACGACGUGGGUUACGUCCGACAAGGCGGAUCUGAUUUCGGGACUGGCGGAGAUUGAGGAGUAUCAUCGUGAUUUCGUCGAGAAACCUGAGGCGAACCCAUUCAAUCGCUUUUUAGACAAGAUUUUUGGGUAA